Molecule: messenger RNA, 1965 nt
Organism: Cyphellophora attinorum
Lineage: Eukaryota; Fungi; Ascomycota; Eurotiomycetes; Chaetothyriales; Cyphellophoraceae
Product: Baeyer-Villiger monooxygenase
Exons: 4
Coding region: 1-1965 (654 amino acids)
Molecular function (GO): N,N-dimethylaniline monooxygenase activity; flavin adenine dinucleotide binding; NADP binding
Source: RefSeq, a predicted model, not a curated record
AUGGCUCAAGGCUUCCCCAACAGCUUCAACGUCGACUCAGGCAACUCCAACAGCCCCUACGCCGCAGAGGCAUGGAUCGAGCCCUGGCUGCUCAAGCACUCCACAUUCUACCGCAAGCACCUCACUCGCGAUGGCCGUCAAGAGUCGAAGUCGUCCCGUCGUGCCAGCAUUAUUGAUGCAGAGAUUCAAUCGAGAAAGAACUCGGUAGCUGCUACGGAGAGGAACGAUAGUGAGGACAGCACUGCCGCUGGUGCUUACAGCACAAUGGCUGACAUCAAGGAACCCGAGAGGAUUAUCAAGACGGAUCUGUGGCAGUUUGGUGCUCGACAGCGAACAGACGGACCGUAUGCUGACAACCUGGACAUAGAUGUCUUAAUCGUCGGCGCAGGCUUUGGUGGCGCAUAUGUAUUAUACGAGAUGCGUAAGGCCGGGUACUCGACAGUUCUGUACGAUGCAGGAACGAGCUUCGGCGGUACGUGGCGUUGGAACGUCUACCCCGGCGCUCGUGUUGACAGCCCCGUUCCGAUUUACGAGCUGGCCAUUCCGGAGGUGUACAACACUUGGCACUGGACCACUAACUACCCUGAUUGGCGCGAACUGCAGGCCUACUUUGACCACGUCGACAAGACUCUCGAGCUGAGCAAAGACUGCGCCUUCAAGUCGGUCGUCACGAGCGCGGAAUUCGAUGAGUCCGACGGCAAAUGGAAUGUUGUGACGGCGGAUGGCCGUAAAGCCAAAGCUCGUUUCCUCGUCGUUGCGGCGGGCUUCGCAGCAAAACGAUACAUUCCGGGUUUCGAGUCCAUGGACAAGUUCAGAGGCACUAUGUGUCACUCUUCCUUCUGGCCCAACGAAGGUAUUGACUACAAAGGGAAGCGCGUGGCUGUGAUUGGAACCGGCGCAAGCGGUGUACAGAUGAUUCAGGCGAUGGGUCCGGAAGCUACGCAGCUCGAUGUAUACCAACGGACACCAAAUCUUGCGCUGCCGAUGGGCAAGCGCGACUUGACCAAGGAAGAGCAGGAUGCCCUGAAGCCUUACUACCCGGAGAUCCUGGCAUACAGAGAGAGGUGUUUCGCUGGUUUCCACUAUGAUCUGUGUGAGCGGAACACGUUUGACGACACGCCAGAAGAGCGCCAAGCUCACUUUGACAAGCUUUGGAAGCAGGCUGGCUUCGCGCUUUGGCUUGGCGGGUACAAAGAUUACCUCUUCGACGACAAAGCCAACGACGAAGCAUACAAGUACUGGCGCAAGUGCCAGUCUCCGCGUGUCAAGAACCCUGACAAAGCCCGCAUCCUCUUUCCCGAGAAGAAGCCUCAUCCUUUCGGCGUGAAACGACCCUGCCUUGAGCAGAGUUACUACGAGGUUCUGGACCGAGACAACGUUGGUCUUAUCGACAUCAACGAGAAGUCAGGCACGCCUAUCGUCGGAUUCACCGAGAAGGGCAUCAAGACGUCCGAUGGCAAGGAGCGGGAAUACGACAUCAUUGCGCUCGCAACCGGCUUCGAUGUCGUGACCGGCGGCAUGACUUCCAUGGGCCUGAAGAGCAUCCAUGGUACCCUCCUCAAGGAUGAGUGGAAAGAAGGCGCGCAGACCUACCUCGGAACCACCAUCAGCGGCUACCCCAAUAUGUUCCACCUGUACGGUCCCCACGGCCCAACUCUCCUCGCCAACGGUCCAUCAGCCGUCGAAAUUCAGGGCCGCUGGAUCCGAGACGCAAUCAACUUUGCGACGAGGCAGAAGCUGAAGUACAUUAAUCCCAGCAAAGAGGCUAGUGACGAGUGGAAGAAGAGGAUCAAUGACCUGGGGAACUUGACGCUGUUCCCCACGACGAGGUCAACAUACAUGGGCGGCACAGUCCCGGGCAAGAAGAACGAGAUGACUUGCUAUGCGGGUGGGGUGAAUGCAUAUAAGGAUGAGAUCAGGGGCAAGUUGACGGACUGGGUGGGCUUUGAGGUUGUUGCGAAUUGA